AAAUGAGUUGCACAAUUGAGAAGGCCCUAGCGGAUGCAAAAGCGCUAGUGGAAAGACUGAGAGAACAUGACAAUGCAGCAGAAGCUUUGAUUGAACAAACUACAGCUCUCAACAAACGAGUAGAAGCCAUGAAGCAGUACCAGGAAGAAAUUCAAGAACUCAAUGAAGUAGCAAGACAUAGGCCCCGCUCUUCUUUGGUAUUGGGCAUCCAGCAGGAAAACAGGCAGAUAAGGGAACUUCAGCAAGAAAAUAAAGAGUUACGUACUUCAUUAGAAGAACAUCAGUCUGCCUUGGAGCUAAUAAUGAGCAAAUACAGAGAGCAGAUGUUCCGACUGCUCAUGGCCAGCAAAAAGGACGAUCCAGGUAUAAUAGUGAAGUUGAAAGAACAGCACUCUAAGGAGUUACAAGUACAUGUGGACCAAAUCACAGAAAUGGCAGCAGUAAUGCGCAAGGCCAUUGACAUUGAUGAACAGCAGGGUUGCAAAGAGCAGGAACGUAUUUUUCAGCUUGAGCAGGAAAAUAAAGGACUGAGAGAAAUUCUGCAGAUAACCAGAGAAUCAUUCCUGAAUCUUAAAGAAGAUGCAUCAGAAAGUACAUCUCUGUCUGCGUUAGUAACAAACAGCGACUUGAGUCUUCGAAAGAGCUGAAGAUCCUAUGGAGACUUUUACAGCCACUGCACAUAAAGCAUCAGGGUUCCCCUGUCAAGCUGCUGCGUCGACAAGUUAAUCCAUCCUAAAUCAAAUUAAUUUGAUACUUUUUAUACCAUGUACAGUACAUUAAAACAACUCAUUAAAAUUUGUCCAGUGUUAGUGUACAAUGUUAGUUAACUGCCAUAGGUGUAAACCCUAUUAAGGCAUUCAGGAUAAGGAGACUGACCAUCUGAAAAGAGCUUCUGCUACAUUGGAGACUCUAGGCAAUCUCAGACCCUGAAUAUGAGUUUCUGAUCACAUUUUUAAAAAAAAAAGCUACACAUGUAGAGAAAUGGUCUUUUUCAGACUGUUUAGAGUAGAGGGAGUGAAGUUGAGCUGCUCCCAUUCCUUUUUUGUCCCAGUCUGAAUGCCUGAAUAGGAUUGUAAUUUCAGUAGAAAUGGCUAAUAAUGGACCUAAACAGACAGGCCAAAAUUAAGCUGCUUCGGGUCACUUUGGAGGUAUGCUGUUUAAAUGACACAGGCAUCUUAAGAGGCCAGAAGCUGUGGCAAAGCUGUGGUGGACUGGAGCUUGGCUUUGGUGUGGCUUCCUGCCUCUUAGGACACAUGCAUCAUUUAAAUAGCAUACCUCCAAAGUAGCUGUAUUUUGGCCUGUCCAUUUGGGCCCAGUGUUACUGAAAGGUUUUUUUUUAUAUGCAGCCAUUCAGAACAUCAGAUAUAUUAAGUGAACUUUCUAGAUGUUCCAUCUCUGUCAUAUAGGUACGUACAGAUGUUUAUAACAGAAGUUGCCAUGAUCCAGGUCAUAUUUACUGUAUUGUUGACACAGAGUUUGAACGAUGAGGGAAACUGGUUUUGCCGUUUUAGCAGUGGAGCUGCCUUACCUAGCAGUCAUAGUCAACUGUAAUCACUGUCCAUCCUAAGCAGUUUACCUUUUAGAUGCAUUUUUAAAGGUACCAAUGAACUUGUAGACAAGGGAGCCUCCUUUUUAAGUAAUCUCUGGUGAUUACAAAUUGCCAACAAUGGAUACAAAAAGAAUUUAUCAAAAAUUUUAAAACAGGGAGAAGCUGGGCGUGUAAGAACUAUUAGGAAACAAACUUGCAUUUACCGAUCUACACUGAUCAUCCAAAAAAUAUGAAAGUUUUGCACCCCCAUGAAAGAACAGAUUUAAUGAUUAGCUUUAAAAUGCAAAGCUUAUUUUUUAACCUUUAAAUCAAUAUAAUAAACCACUCACCUACUUAUAAAUAAGCGAAUAAUUCAAUGAAGUUAAAGUUCUGAAUGCACUGUCUUGUAACAUGGCUAUCAUAUGCAUUGCACAAAGAAACACGUAAGAUUGCUGUUCUAAAAUAACAUGAAGCCAUCUGGCUUUGAGCCUGGAUGGAAUUGUGUAGUUUCCUAAUGUUACACAACGCGAGGUACACACAAACAUGCUCAGACACAGAACUUUGUGCUCUCUGGAAGCCACUUCCUCCAGAAUAAAAAGGGUGACUAUGUAUUCAUGGGACACUUUGAAUCCAGCACUGGAUAUAGAAGCUUCUUAUGUCCUGAAGGGCCCAUGUUUCAUUAUGUAAUAAUACUUUUUAAAAAGCACUUGAAGCCUCCAAAGACCUCAGGGUAGUCAAAUGUUCCUUCUCCAUUUUCAUCCUGAGAAGCCUGAAAGAUAGUAACUGGUUCCAGGUCACGAUUGAGUUUCAUGGUUCAAUAUGGACUUGAACCCGAGGGGGGAUCACCCUAGUUCUAGUAAUACACUGUAACCACUCUUCUAUGCUGGUUGUCUUAUACUGGCACUACUUAAUUUACAUAUGGCACAAGGCACAAGGCACCUGCACCUGAACAUAAAUGCUAAACCAUUUGAAUAAUUGGCAUGGCAUUCUGAUCUUUAAUAAUGGUCCUGGCUAGUUUAUGCCCCUGAAGCUCUGAUAGUAAAUAUAACUUUAAAAUAAAGUGUUCACAGUUUGAAUAUGUGGUCUAUUUCCUAAACGCCAUCUAUUUAAGAAUCUUAUUUUGUUCUGAUGUGUACAGUUAAUUGUUCUGGCAUAAAGAAUAUUGCUUAUUAUUGAACUAUUUGUUUUGUGCUCCAAUGGAAAGGAACUUGUACAUAACUUGUGCUUAAGGAUUUAUGACCUGAGUUUCCAGGACAAACAGUAGAUCAAUGGGAUGUCUGCCCCACAGUUUUGUAUAAUAUUCUUCUUCCCUUUGGACAAAAGUGGGAUUUCUCGAAGCUUCACCUUUUGUAAAUUAUAAAAUAUUUUUGUACAUAGUUUAACAAAAACUUAUUUUCUUUAUAUUUGGAGUGUAAAGUAGUUAACUAUACCUCAUGCAUUUGAUACAGCCCUGUCAAUGCAGAGUCUUCUCCAAAAGUCUUAUUUUGUAAAUGUGAAAUUUUGCAAGGUUCUUGAGUGAAUGUAGUUGUUCAUCAGUGUUCUUUGUGGAGAAAAGCCUGAUCAAUGUAGGUGUAUAGUAUUGUGACUAUUGAAUAGAAGUCUUUGGUUGUCUGGAUAUUACCUUUCUUGUCUAAAGCAGUCUAACUGAUGUUGACUUUGAAUAACUUUCCUUCUGUGUGGCAUGAUAAUUUUCUAUCACUCAUUAUUUUUGUAAUGCAGAUGCUUGAAAUGACUUCAUGGGUGAGAAUGCAUCCUGUACAGUAAACCUAUUUUUACCAGUAAA
Messenger RNA from Sceloporus undulatus (fence lizard), 3311 nucleotides. RefSeq names its product FGFR1 oncogene partner 2 (gene FGFR1OP2). Bases 3 to 647 code for a protein of 214 amino acids. The record is from RefSeq and is a predicted model, not a curated record. The transcript has 5 exons. Gene Ontology annotation, biological process: response to wounding. NCBI's taxonomy places the organism in Eukaryota, Metazoa, Chordata, Lepidosauria, Squamata, Phrynosomatidae.